AUGGUGACUCUAUUUGAAAAUCCUCAUGAAUCGCCUUUGGCAAUGUUUUUACUACAAGUAUUUAUCACAUUGAUUGUAUGUAAAAUUCUUGCCAAGUUAUUGUCAUUCAUUCGUCAACCUCAAGUCAUUGGACAGAUCAUUGCUGGUAUUAUUUUUGGGCCGUCAAUUCUAGGUUAUGCUAAAGGUUGGACUGAGGCUAUAUGGCCAACUUCGAGCCUAAAAAUCUUUCAAUUGAUAGCCAAUUUAGGUUUAAUAUUUUUCAUGUUUUUUCUUGGAUUAGAACUUGACUUACAGCAAAUUAAAGCAAACUGGAAAGUAACUAUUCCAGUUGCGUGUGUCAGUAUAAUCUUUCCUGUGGGUAUUGGAUGUGCAGUAGCCUUGUGGUUUUAUCAGAUGAAUGAAGGAAUAGAAACGAGUAAAACAGCUUUUAUUCUGUUCAUCGCUUCUGGGUUUGGAUUUUCGGCAUUUCCUGUGUUAGCUACAUUACUAAAUUCGAUGAAUUUACUUAGUGAACCUAUUGGUGUUCAAACAAUAUCAUUAGCUGCUGUAGAAGAUAUUGUUGUUUGGGUUGUUUUGGCUGUAGCUAGUGCUUUUUCAUCGGGUGGUUCUGCCCUUCAAGGACUUUAUACAUUGUUACUAACGUUAGCUUUCAUUUUAAUCAUGUUCAUAGUUAUUCGACCGAUUUUCGGGUGGGCUCAUGGUUAUUAUCUACGUCGUGAAAAUGAUUGUAAUGUCUACAUUGUUGUUGGCUGUUUUUUAUUACUUCUUAUUGCAUCAUUUACAACAGAAGUGAUGGGUAUUCAUGCAUUUUUUGGAGCAUUCAUCGCUGGUCUAUGUAUUCCACGAAAAGGUGAAUUAGUCGAAUUUUUAUCCAUACGUAUUGAAUUGAUUAUUGUUGAAUUUUUCUUACCUCUUUACUUCGCCAAUAGUGGUUUGAAAACGAAAUUGAAUCUUUUAAAUACAGGCCGAUCAUGGUGGACAUUAUUAAUUCUUAUUAUUUUGGCUUCUGUAGCAAAAGUAAUUCCUGUGACAUUAGCAACAAAAUUAUGUACACGAAAACCAUGGAAUUAUUGUGCAUCGAUGGGAGUUUUAAUGAAUACUCGUGGCAUAGUACAAUUAGUUGUCUUGAAUAUUGGUGUUCAACUUAAAGUUAUUUCACCUGUCAUUUUUGCAAUGUUUGUUUUAAUGGCAACUGUUUUAACAUUUAUCACUUCACCUAUUUUGUAUCUUCUAUAUCAACGUAAUGCUGCUUCGAAACUUAUUGAAGAAUCAAACGCUGCCAAUGAUCUUAGUAUGACUGCACAAGGAGAAAAUAAUGUUGAAAAAGCUAAAGAGGACAUCACCGUAAUUACAGUAGCUGAAAACGGAGUUAUAUCCCCCAGUGAAUUGUCAACUGGACAAGUGAUAAUAAACACAAGAAAUGCAAGUUCGCAGAGUUUACAUAAUCACUUAGCUCAUCGUCAUAGUUCUUCAAGAAUCAUGUAUGAUGCUGAUGGAAAUCGAUGGGAAUUACGAGCCCAUGAAUCGCCAAGAAGACCAAGUCAUAUGACUCUAUUUUAA
This is a messenger RNA of Rotaria socialis, 1560 nucleotides long. Lineage: Eukaryota; Metazoa; Rotifera; Eurotatoria; Philodinida; Philodinidae. The record is from the annotation of a GenBank genome assembly.